Molecule: messenger RNA, 1662 nt
Organism: Aureobasidium vineae
Lineage: Eukaryota; Fungi; Ascomycota; Dothideomycetes; Dothideales; Saccotheciaceae
Source: the annotation of a GenBank genome assembly
AUCAACCCAUCAUCAAUAGAAGACCUGGACGAUGACACGACCUUCAAUCCCCAUCACAUUCGCGCAAACUUCUCGCUAUACCCCUAUGAGCAUUUACUCUAUUGUGAUGAAUGCCACCAAAUCAGAUGCCCCAGAUGCUGGGCUGAGGAGAUUUUGAACUGGUUCUGUCCAAGCUGUCUUNUUGAGGUUCCUAGUAGUGUAGUCAAAAGCGAUGCANGAUGUACUCGAAAUUGCUACAACUGUCCGACCUGCACUUCUCCACUGUCUAUUAACGGUCUUGACUCUUCAACAAAGGACCAUCUAGCUCCUCCAGACGCCAGCCAACCGACGGGUCCAUUCUUCUUAUCAUGUCCCUAUUGUGACUGGUCCUCGUUGGAUGUUGGUAUACAGUUCAACAAGCCCACCAAAAUCACCGAUCAACUGGUCAGGAUGCGCUCUGGAAACCGUUCGCCUUCACCCAGCAGGACCAGAUCUACUAGACCAAGUCUUGCGCCCACUGAUGAGCUAUCUUCAACGCAACCAGACUCGACUCCUGCUUCUCAACCGUCACAGGACAGAUUCACGACUUUGAGCCGCUUUUACAAGGAUCAAAUGGCUGAUGCAUCUGGCGCCGGCCCAAAUGGAUACUCGGACAAUAGCAACUUCAACUCGCCUAACAGUCUGGCGCGUAUCAUGAGCAUCUACGGUGGUCUGUCACACACCGCCCUCAAGAAGGCGCGCGAAAGGCCACAACCAAUGCGCGAGGCUCUAGACGCAGCCGAAGGUCUUGAACUACUAUCACACUCAGCCGAUGCCGAAGCCUUAGAAAUUGAAAAGCUCCGUACCGAAGGCUACGAAGGAACCACGACUUUGUCACAGCGAGUCAGUCACCCAUACAACCAUCGUAUACGCUUCAAUGACCAUCUGUGGCCUAUCGCUACACUCCUACGGACACGUCGCAGCAAGCGAUGCCGCACUUGCCGUCAUAUUAUUGCUCGUCCAGAGCCCAAAAUGGGAAGUACGCGCUACAAGAUUCGUUUACUGGCUCAGAACAACAUUCCUCGCUUGGCUCUGCGUCUUCUCUCACCUGCCGCCUCAUCAGCUCCUGCAUCCUCAUUUGCGCUUACACCUGCAGCACUACAGGCCCAGCACAAUACCGAAUAUGAGAAAUUGAGACCGGGUCUGCCUGUACAGUUCCUUCUCACACUAACAAACCCUUUGUUCGAGCCUGUACGCAUCACGCUGGCUACACCUGCUACUACACCUGGCAAUGUAGCAUCUCGUGUCACGGUCCUCUGUCCCACUUUCCCCAUAGGUGCUGCGAGUGACAUGUGGGACCCAGACGCUAUUUCCAGCGGUACAGCAAAAGAUCAGUCUACCGAAGACAGGCAACCCGAGGCUGGGAAAGUCUGGGAGAGGGGACGCAACUGGACAACAGUGGUUGUAGAAGUGGUGCCUGGUCGGCUUGAUAAGAAGGCAGGAAGCACCGUGGAGAAUGCAACGAGUGAUGAGAGCAAAGGUGCGGAUGAGGAUGUGCUCGAGAUUCCGGUGUUUGUACGUGUAGAGUGGGAAGCAGAAGUCACGGCCGAAGAUGCUGCUGCAACGGGAGCAGCCAAAGGCACCAAGGAGAGCAGGGAGAUUGCUUUCUGGAGUGUCUUGGGUGCGGGAAAGAUAGCUGAACCC